Messenger RNA from Microsporum canis CBS 113480, 549 nucleotides. RefSeq names its product cupin 2. The record is from RefSeq and is a predicted model, not a curated record. The transcript has a single exon. Lineage: Eukaryota; Fungi; Ascomycota; Eurotiomycetes; Onygenales; Arthrodermataceae. The coding region runs from base 1 to 549 and encodes 182 amino acids.
AUGUCCCUCCUACCUACCGUUCGUCGCAUUGUGACGGGCCACAAUGCCCAGGGAGAAGCUAUCUUCGAUUCCGAUGCCCAACUCGCUCCCUACAACCCCGCUACUCCUGGUCCCGACCCCGCCAAAGAGGGAGAUAUGGGUUUCACCACCGUGUAUCGCACAACCAGUGCUCCUGCCGACUGCACGAAUCCAUGGGUUGAUAUUCAUAACAAAACUGUCGACUUGGCGGAUAAGACCGGUACAACGUUGCGAGUUGUCGACUUCGCGCCCGGAGUUCCUGGCCUGAUGCAUCGAACUGUUAGUUUGGACUUUGCUAUCAUUUUAAACGGCGAGAUUGAACUGGAACUUGAUAAUGGCGUUACCAAGAUGGUGAAGCAGCAUGAUAUUGUGGUGCAGAGAGGUACUAUCCAUUCGUGGAACAACAAGUCCAAUGAAAAUGUGCGGGUCCUGUUUGCUCUCCUCCCAUCAGAGCCGGUUAAGGUGGGCGACAAGGAGCUGGAGAGUACUCCUUUACCUAAAUUCUUACUUGGCGGAGGUGCAGACUCCUGA